Triplophysa dalaica is the source of this 5730-nucleotide messenger RNA. Its product is annotated as nuclear GTPase SLIP-GC-like. The record is from RefSeq and is a predicted model, not a curated record. Gene Ontology annotation, molecular function: GTPase activity. The transcript has 25 exons. Bases 1434 to 4514 code for a protein of 1026 amino acids. Lineage: Eukaryota; Metazoa; Chordata; Actinopteri; Cypriniformes; Nemacheilidae.
GCAUCACCCGCCGAAUGUUUUGCUUUCCAUCCGUCGUGCUCAGAUUGACAAGGUACACCAUUUUGUUUUUAUAACUAGACUGGAUUUUACUGCUGUAAAGAAAGAAGCACAGAAGACAGGGAAAUGAUGGAUCAAGGAAUCAUAAAGUUCAUCACCUGGAAUGUAAAUGGACUUAAAGAACAGAGAGAGCAGAAAUUGACAGAACUACGUAACAGUGAUGUUGUUUUCUUACAAGAGACGCACAUUGGGGAAGUAGAUGAUCAUAUCAUAAACCGCAUAGAAGAUGAGUGGCAUAUUUUCUAUACAAAGUAUACCCCAUCCCAAAAAGGAACAGCUACACUUGUUAGGAAAACAUUAGACUUUGAAUUCAUCAGUGUUGAAAAGGAUAACUAUGGAGGUUAUGUUGUGUUAAAAUGUAAACUGAAGGGUCAGCUCUACACACUUGUAACUGUUUAUAACCACCAAACUGACACAGAAACCCUUGAAAAACUUGCAAGAUACCUGCAGUCGAUGACCACAGGGUUGCUGGUGAUUGGUGGAGAUUUCAACACUGUUCUCAACCCCUUUAUUGACAAGAAAAGUAAAACCAACAAACUCAAAAAUAACAGAGUCCAUCACAAGCUGUUUUCCUGUGUGAAAAAGUUUAUGACGUGUCUUCAGCUGGUCGACAUCUGGAGAAGAAAAAACCCUGUAAAGCAGAAUUAUACAUACCACAGAGGCAACAUUUCCUCAAGACUGGAUUACUUCUUCAUUCCAGAAGAAUGUAUGUGGCGUGUCACAAUUUGUGACAUCAGAGAUUUAGAGAGACCUGACCAUCAGCCCUUGUUCUUGAAGAUCAACAACGUCUCCACAGACACUUCACAGAAGAAUCUCCAAAUACAAUCACUCACUCAACUGCUCAGGCAUAAAAAUCAUUUAGGGAUAGAGAUGAUGUGUUUAUCAUCGGUUCAGGAGAGUGAACUAAGUGAGGUUGACAUUGUCUCAGCUUUACAUUCCCUUCAAGUGUCAGACACGCCAAGACCAGACGGAAUACCAGUUUCCUUCUAUAAAGAGAACAUUCAAGUUGUAAUUCCAUACAUAAAGAUGCUCUACAACAUGAUCCUCAGUGGUACAUUUAACUGCUCAGAGAGACGUUUCAAUGAAUCUGUGAGAAGACCACAUGACAACAGUCAACACUUCUUUAACGUUGACUACAUCAUCAUCACAACUAUUCUAGCAAGACGCCUAGGCGACUUCCUGGAGUCUCAGUCAGAGGGACGGAUGCCAAAAGAGUCUGUUACUGUCCUGAUCACUCCUAAAACACUCCACACUCAGACAGUGCUGGAUUAUAUUACGGAAGAGUUGGACAGGCAAAGACAAUCAAAUCCAAAUUUGUUUCAAGACUUCCAUGCAGCGACAAGCCUUGUUGGAAAUGUAGCGGACACAUCUGUGCCAUGUCAGGGUUGUCCUUUGACUCAGUACUCGUAACAUUAGCACUAAAAUGCUACGCCUCACAGCUGUUUCAGGGUUUAGAAAAGCACAUGUUUUAUAUUUUCAAACUAAGUGUGAUAGUUUGCUUUCCACCUGAGGACCAAGUUAAGGUACAUGCCAUUGUGACAUACAGCACUGAUGAAAAAUAUGACAUAGUGAUGAUACGUAGAGGAAAUAGUGAACCAUUUCAUCUAACCAGCGUGGGAAGUGAGCCUGAGGUUUGGGAUGGAGAAGAAAGUGAUGAAAGUGAUGACAUCCUCUAUUGUUUUACCUUGCCACCAGCUACACGCAAAAUUAUGUAUGCAGUCGUUACCCUGCAAGAGUCAAAUGAGCUGACUGUGAUACCAACAAACUGGUUAAAUGAACACAAGACACAAUGUUACUGGCCUCCAUUCAAGACACCAGAGAAGUGCUUAGACGUUAUAAAGAACAAACUUGAACCUGCAAAAGGAAUACAUUCUUGGGAGCUACUAAAUAUUGUCUGUCAUUGGGAACAUGACACAUAUAAGCUGUUUAAAGAGAUACCUGAAGUAGUAAGUGAGCAGGUGGAACGUAUGUAUGCAGCCGUUACCCUGCAAGAGUCGAAAGAGCUGACUGUGAUACCAACAAACUGGUUAAAUGAAAACAAGACACAAUGUCACUGGCCUCCAUUCAAGACACCAGAGAAGUGCUUAGACGUUAUAAAGAACAGACUUGAACCUGCAAGAGGAAUAAAUGCUUGGAAGCAAUUACAUAUGGUCUUUCAUGGAGAAUAUGCCGCUUAUAAGCAGGCUAAAGAGAAAUGUGAAGCAGUUGGUGAGCAGAUGGAAUGGCCCUCUACCUCUCUUGGGUGUUUUGAAAAACAAAAAACAAUAAAUCCAAUCCAUACGGCGCUGACAUCACAAUCCACUCAAACCUUUGGUGUUAAAAGAAAACGUGAUGAUGAGUCAACGGAUAUCAGCUGGCAGUCACUACUCAUCACAGAUAUGGAUGAAAAGAAGAAACCAAAGCAGAUCAUGGACGAAAUUAAUGUAAAAGUUCAGGCAAUCCAGGACACAGACCCAACUAUAACUAUAAUAAAAACUCACAUUCUGGAUGCCAUUUCAAAAAUGAAUGAAGACACCAGAAAGAAGGAAACCAUCGGGAUAUUUGGCAGGACAGGAGAAGGGAAAAGCUCUUUAUUAAACGCAGUACUGGGAGAUCAGUUUUUACUCCCAUCUGGUGGUUGUGGUGCAUGUACAGCUGUUAUAACACAAGUGGAGGCAAAUCUGAAUGACUCCAACUACAUAGCAGAGAUUGAUCUCAUUUCUAAAGAGGAAUGGGAUGAGGAGUUUGCUCUAUCAAAUGAAGUUGAAGAAAACCAAUUAACAGAAAUGACUAAAGAAAGGAUCACUGCCCUGUUUGGUGCUGAGGCAGAAGAGAAAUCAUUAGAGGAGCUGAAGAGAGAUGAUAGAUAUAAAGAAAUUUUCAAUGAUUUGUCUACAGGAAAGAAGAUCAUAUCAAGCAGUGAUCCGUCUGCGUUUGCCAGCAAUGUUGUAUGUUAUUUAGAAAAUAGUGUAGCAAAUCCUGGUGGCUGUUACUGGCCGCUUGUGAAGAGUGUGACGAUCAAAAUCCCAAACUGUCGUGAACUCUUGGAGCACAUUGUCCUCAUUGAUCUUCCUGGGACUGGAGACUGCAACAAGAUCAGAGAUGACCUCUGGAAAACUAAAAUAAGAGAGUGCUCUGCUGUGUGGAUUGUAAGUGACAUCAAGCGAGCGAUUACAGACAGAGACCCUUGGGGAAUAUUAGACCACUGCAUUGAAGAUUUGGGACCUGGAGGAGAAUGCAAACAUAUAAACUUCAUCUGUACUAAAACUGAUGAUAUGAAACCAGCAGAAUACCUCAGAUCUGUAAGGCUUACGGAGGCCCAGAUUUCAGGACAGGGUUUGGAUGUGAAAACAAAGUGCAUACUUCAUAGAAAUGACCUUGCACAGAAAACAAUAAAACUAAAAUUGCAAAGUACUAAAAGUGAAGAAUCAAAGGAAAGAUUCAUCACUGAUGUUUUCACUGUCAGCUCAACAGCAUUCUUUGAUCAAGAAUUACAUCUGAAGAAUGUUGAAACAGAGAUACCUAAACUGAGGGAUAUCCUGAUAAACCGAAACAAGACCAUCAACCAAAAACUGACCGGAGAUUAUAUCAAUGAAGCAAAAGGAAUUUUGUCUUUGUUACAAAGUGUCCAACUUGAUAAAGAUAAAAACAUGACAAAAGCCAGAAUCCUCAAGGACCUGCAGACAGACCUGGAGAAGAAUCUGAAGCUGCUGGAUGAUCAUUUUGAAGGUCUUUAUGAAAAGCUGAAGAAAUGUCUCUUAAAGGGCGUAGAAGAAUCAGUGAGAUCGUGUGUUAAGACCACACAAGACAUGUUAUCAUCUGUUCGGCCAAAAUGUAACAGAGGGUUUCACAGAAUUUUUCGAGCCAUGUGUUGCAGAGGAGGAUUCUACUGGCCGAGAAACUGGAAUGCACCUUUAGAUUUAAACAAGUGUUUGUCCAAACACAUGUACGACAGCAUUAAUAAGGAGUUUGUGUUGAUGUUUCCUGUUGAUGAUAUUGACAAAACAGAGAAAUCAAUGCAGGACAAGCUUGAUAAGUUCAGCAUCAUCUUGCCAACAACUCCAAUGCUAUAUCCUAUUCACAUCUUCAUCCAAACACAGGAAAACAAACUGAAGGCAUCACUCAGCAGAGUCAUCGUAGAAAAGAAAAAGGAAAUCUACUUAACAAUCUAUGCAGUCAUUGAGUGGAAAAUGGCUCCGGGCUACAAGAAAGCUUCAGAGGUAAAAGGUGAAGGAUCCAUGCAGAGGAUGGAGAAAGCAAUAAUGGAAACAAUCGAUGAGUUAAAAGUUCAAAUGUUCAAUGAGGCAAAAGUAGAAAUGCUUGAGAUGUUCAACAACUUGAAGCUGCAUAUAAUGAAAACUCUGGAAUCAGAGUUGAAGACUUCAGUGAACCACUCGCUUUCACAAAUCUGCAAAUUCAACCUCUUGGAUGUCUCCAGAGAGAUUCAAGAGCUAGAGAAACUAUCAGCAGCAGUUUGAGGUCACAUAUAUACGCCUAGAUGAUGUACAACAUCUUGCUGUCAAAUCUUCACUUACGACAAGAUCAAAGCUAGAUAAAGGUUACAAAUUCUUUGUUGAACAGUUUGUUGUGUCUUUUUGUGUUAGAGAAGGUGUUAGGAUAAGUAGCCUAUUGAAUGAGUGUUAUGUCAGAAUUUUUUUCAAUGUUGUUAAAUUCUUGCGCGACGGCAAAACGGAAGUAGUUCUUCUUCUUGUUUGUUUCAAGACGGAGUUUAUGAUACACUGCUUUGCGAAAAGGCGGAAAUUAAGUGACGUCAUAGUGAAAGGGGCCUAUUGUCUGUGUAUAUUACAAGGGAAAUUCUGACUUGAUAGUACAAACAUUUGUGUUGAAUUCAUUUAUUUCAACAUUUCAUAUUAGAUUAUUUAAUUUAAUUCAUCACUCAUUCCAUUAUAUAUGUUCUAAUCUUUACACAUUUUAGUUACAUUCAUUUAUCAUAUAUUUCUUAGAUAACCAUUUGUUAUUCUUAUUCUAUAUUACGGUUGUUUAUGUUGGAUGUUGUUUUUAUUAGAUAUGAGUCUCCAUCUCGUCAUAAGAAAAUGUUUUGAAACCAUAUUUUUUCCACUAUCUUACAUUAUAAUACAUUCCAUUCAAUCGCUUGAGCAUUAAAGCUAAACUCAGAUUAUUCUACGUUUCUUGUUUGAUAUUCUGUCCUGCAAUUCUGUACCAACCGAGUUGAUAUCUCCCUAUAAUGGAUAUAGUCAAAUAGGCUUAUUAGUUUCUAUCACCAUUUUUAAUAUCCAGUUUGCGAAAUGUACUUUUCCAUUUCUGCAUGAGGCAGAUGCUUUUAUCCAAAGUGAAUUUUUGUUCAAGGUAUUCAUUUAUGUGCGGUCGCUCGGAUUUAACCCUUUGCGCUGCAUAAGUCAUUGACCACUGCAAAGUCAUUGCGGCUUCCAUAGAGAACUGUUUUUUAUUUUAUGUUUUAUUAUAUAUUAGUUUUUUUAAAAGAUGAAAAAUGUUAAUGUCUUUGUAACAAAAGAUUUUAGUAUGUGAAGGGAACUGAUGGGUCUUAAGGGUGACUGUAUACUUUAAAAUAAGAAAAUGAGCAAACUGUAUAUUGUUAUUAAAUGUGCUUUUGGUGAAUUUAGGCAUUUAAAAUGUUCAAAUGAAGUAAAAAAGACUAAUACAGAUAUAUGAUGAAAAAACAUGACGCUUUUAAAUAAAAUCUGUUUUAUCUCA